GGACUGGAGCAGCGGCGGCAGCAGAGAGGAGGGCAGCCCGCCGGAGACACACCGAGCACCGCGGGACUCCGCUCACUUCCAGCGGUUCACACGGGAUUUAACAGCGGCUUCCGGGCGGAUAUUUCGCUGCCGGGAGGUCAAGGAGGCUCCCCGCUCCUCCCGGACGCCGGUUGGGUGGAAGUUUAAACGGCUUUAGCUAACCUGGGAGAGCGGAACAAUGAGGCAGAGCCAGCCGGGCUGCCGGACCGCCGCCGGCUGCUGCCGCCGCAGCUAACGGCUAGCUAGGAGCCACCGGGUGGUCACAGCCUCCAAACUCUCCCAUGACCGACAUUACAGCGACUUUUACCGGCUUCCCUCAUCGUGUGGACGCGUAAAGUCUCGGUUCCCGGCUGAACAGACACUUCUGGAGGGUUUCUUUUACGGAGAACAAGUUUUUUUCCUUUCGGAUAUGGAGACGGACUCGUUGGCAGGCGACGUGGAGUCUCUGCACGUUGGACUGAGCCUCCUGGAUCCGCUGGUGGACCGGAUCCUGGUGGACACGGUGUCCCAGCAGCAGGGCUGGCUCCGGGUUUACGAUGUCAAAGGUCCUCCGGCUCACCGGUUCUCCUGCGGUCAGAGUCCGUACACCGACAGCAGCGCCUGGGAGAGGAAGUUCUGCAUCCUGACCGACAGCCAGCUGAUCCUCCUGAACAAAGACGACGAGGCUGCAGGUGAGGUCCAGGAGAGCCCCACUAACUCCCAGAAAGGCCGGAGCCUCCGUCGGACCGUCAGCGUCCCGUCAGAGGGUCAGUUCCCAGAGUUCCAGGCAGAGGGCGCCGCCGUGCUGGAAGUGUCUUCGGAGCGAUCUCCGAGGAGGAGGAGUAUUUCUGGUUUGGGGAGUUCAGAGAAAAGCAUCGCAGUCGACAAUCCGAACUCGUCUCCUUUCAAAGUGCCGGGGUUCUUCAGUAAACGUCUCAAAGGCUCCAUCAAGAGGACAAAGAGUCAGACCAAACUGGACAGAAACACCAGCUUCAGACUGCCGUCGCUCCGACCUGCUGACGCCGACAGAUCUCGAGGGCUUCCCAAGCUGAAGGAGUCGAGCUCCCAUGAGUCUUUGCUGAGUCCGGGCAGCGCGGUGGAGGCUCUGGACCUGAGCAUGGAGGAGGACGUCUUCGUCAAACCUCUGCACAGCAGCAUCCUGGGGCAGGAGUUCUGCUUCGAGGUGACGUAUUCGGGCGGCAGCAAGUGUUUCAGCUGCACUUCGGCCUCAGAAAGAGACAAAUGGAUGGAAAACCUGAGGAGGACGAUUCAGCCCAACAAGGAUAACUGUCGGCGGGCCGAGAACCUGCUGCGACUGUGGAUCAUCGAAGCCAAAGACCUGCCGCCCAAGAAGAAGUACUUCUGCGAGCUGUGUCUGGACGACAUCCUGUACGCCCGAACCACCAGCAAGACCCGCCACGACAGCCUGUUCUGGGGCGAGUACUUCGACUUCUCCAGCCUGCCCGCCGUGCACAGCAUCACCGUGCACAUCUACCGCGACGUGGACAAGAAGAAGAAGAAGGACAAGAACAACUACGUGGGCCUGGUCAACAUCCCGGUGUCGGGCGUGACGGGCCGGCAGUUUGUGGAGAAGUGGUACCCGGUCAGCACGCCCACCACCAGCAAGGCCAAGGGGGGCGGACCGUCGAUCCGGAUCAAGUCGCGCUUCCAGACCAUCGCCAUCCUGCCCAUGGAGCAGUACAAGGAGUUCGCCGAGUUCGUCACCAACAACUACACCAUGCUGUGCUCGGUGCUGGAGCCCGUCAUCAGCGUCAAGAACAAGGAGGAGAUGGCCUGUGCCCUGGUCCACAUCCUGCAGAGCACCGGCAGGGCCAAGGACUUCCUGACAGACCUGGUGAUGUCGGAGGUGGAUCGAUGUGCCGACCACGACGUCCUGAUCUUCAGGGAGAACACGUUGGCCACCAAAGCUAUCGAGGAAUAUCUGAAGCUGGUGGGACAGAAAUACCUGCAUGACGCACUCGGCGAGUUCAUCAAAGCUCUGUACGAGUCGGAUGAGAACUGCGAGGUCGAUCCGAGUCGAUGCUCCAGCAGCGAUCUGGCCGAACACCAGAGUAACCUGAAGAUGUGCUGCGAGCUGGCAUUCUGCAAGAUCAUCAACUCCUACUGCGUGUUUCCUCGUGAGCUGAAGGAGGUUUUCGCGUCGUGGAAGCAGCAGUGCGUCGCUCGCGGCCACCAGCAGGACAUCAGCAAACGUCUGAUCAGCGCCUCCCUGUUCCUGCGCUUCCUCUGCCCGGCCAUCAUGUCGCCGUCGCUCUUCUACCUGAUGCAGGAAUAUCCGGACGACCGAACGUCUCGGACGCUGACGCUUAUCGCCAAAGUCAUCCAGAACCUCGCCAACUUCACCAAGUUUGGCAACAAGGAGGAGUAUAUGGCCUUCAUGAACGACUUCCUGGAGCAUGAGUGGGCGGGGAUGAUGCGUUUCCUGUCGGAGAUCUCCAAUGCGGAGACGCUGUCCAACACGCCGGGCUUCGAGGGCUACAUCGACCUCGGCAGGGAGCUGUCGGUGCUCCACGCUCUGCUGUGGGAGGUCGUCUCCCAGCUGGACAAGGGUGAAAAUUCCUUCCUGCAGGCCACCGUAGCCAAGCUGGGCCCGCUGCCGAGGAUCCUGGGAGAUAUUUCCCGCUGCCUGGCCGCUCCCACGCCGGUCCAGCAGCAGCUCCGCCGCUUCCAGGACCACAGCUCCGCCCACAACAUCAGCGGCAGCCUGUCGUCAGGGUUACAGAGGAUCUUCGAGGACCCCGCCGACAGCCGCUGUGAGGUUCGUAGUCUUCAGUCUCCAGUGGAGCUGAUGGAGGGCUGCGUUCGAGGUCAGCGCCCCCUGCUGACCCAGCAGCUUCCCUCCACCAGGACCAGUUUCUCGGACCAGGAGGACCGAGACGUCCUGCUGCCCAACGGUCGCAGCAUCUCCCUGGUCGACCUGCAGGACGCCCAGAACCUCCACGGACCCGUCAGGCCGCCACCGCACCACGAGGCUCCGCCCCGCCUCAGCAGGGUGGGUUCCCAGGCCUCCAUCGGUCAGGCCCCGCCCCCCGCCGCCUACCCCCACUCCAACCCGCUGACCCCUCAGCCGGCGCCCCAUCAGGCCAAAGCUCCGCCCAGAGACAGCCAGCCGCAGAGCGCCCCCCAGGUGAGGCGUCCGCUGCAUCCCUCGGUCGGCCAGCAGCGCAGCCUGCAGCCACUGUCCUUCCAGAACCCCGUCUACCACCUCAGUAACCCCGCCCACAGCCUGUCCACCAGCUCCGCCCACUCGCUGCGGCAGGACUCCAGCUCAGAGAACCUCAGCACCGAGAGUUCGCACAAUAGCCACAGCAACUCCGAUGACUUCGGCAGCCAGGUGGGGGUAAAAGGUCGAGCGCCGUCCACCAGCAGCCUGGACGAGUCGGGCAGCCGGCGGAGCGAGGACUGUUCCACGCCGCGACGCCAUGCGCUGCUGGAGCUGCCACCCGGCGCCGCCACGGCAGUCGCCAUCCCCCGUCAGAGCACGACGGCGGGCACCGCCCACAUAGUCAAGGUGGAGCAGCAGAGCCGAGGGGGCGGAGCCAGAACGCCCAGAUCCCUCCCCCACAGCGCCUCGCUACGGAGCAGCAGCAGCGCCAACACCGAGCCGACGCCCACUGUCGCCCUCGGCAACCGGCAGCCGGAGAACGUGGCUCCACUCCCGAGGAGCGUCGCCAAGCAGCCGACGCCGCAGGUGGCGUCUCCAGUAGAGGCGGUGGCGAUGUCACCUGUGGAGAGAACGGCAGCCUGGGUCCUGAACAAUGGCCAGUACGAGGAGAAGGAGGAGGAGGGAGGAGAGAGGAGCAGAGAGGAGGGCAGGAACACGGAGAAGUACGAGAUGGAGAUCUCUCGGCUGAAGGAACGUCUCCGGGUUUCCGGCCGGCGGCUGGAGGAAUACGAACGGCGGCUGCUGGCUCAGGAGCAGCAGAUGCAGAAGCUGCUGCUGGAGUACAAGAACCGACUGGAGGACAGCGAGGAGCGACUGAGGAGGCAGCAGGAGGAGAAGGACAACCAGAUGAAGAGCAUCAUCUGCAGGCUGAUGGCCGUGGAGGAGGAGCUGAAGAGGGACCACGCCGAGAUGCAGGCGGUGAUCGAAGCCAAGCAGAAGAUCAUCGACGCUCAGGUCAGUAACGGAUGUGAGAUAAACCAAUCAGGAGAAGCGGAUCGGCUCGCUGGACGCGGCGAACUCUCGGCUGAUGGCGGCGCUGACGCAGGUGAAGGAGCGAUACAACGCACCCAGCCUCCGCAACGGCCUGUCGCCAAGCAACCCCACCAAACUGUCCAUCACUGAGAACGGAGAGUUCAAGAACAGCAGCUGCUGAUUGGUCCGUGGGGCUGUGAGGGGGCGGGGCCUAAAGAAUAAGACUCUGCCCCCCAUGUGAGGACCAGUGGACGAUAAAGUUUUAGAGAAUCUAUAAACGCGAGUGUAAAUACUGAAGUUUGACCCGUUCAGUGUACAGAGAGAGAGAGUGUGUGUUAGCGUGUGUGUGUGUGUGUUAGCGUGUGUGUUAGCGUGUGCGCAGCGUCACAGAAGCACAGUGAGGAAGAAACAAACCAAAAACAGGAACUAAAAACAUUUUCUAACCGACUUUUUUAUUGAUUUUAAUUUGAAGCUUCUGGUUUCUGUUGUCGAUUCCGAAGCUCUUUUUUUUCUUUGAUUCUCUUGUUUCAGAGUGGAUUCCUUUUUGUUUUUUAUUACCUGACCAGUUGUUGUUUUGGGUUUUAAUUUAUUCCUCCUCGUCUCGUUGCUGAUCUACUGAACAGACUCCUGGAGGAUCGGGGUCGAUGCUCACCUGUCUGCUGUCCCAUGUUGAGAAUAAAAAGCUGCCUGAAAGCCCCA
Molecule: messenger RNA, 4876 nt
Organism: Amphiprion ocellaris (clown anemonefish)
Lineage: Eukaryota; Metazoa; Chordata; Actinopteri; Pomacentridae
Gene: rasal2
Product: RAS protein activator like 2
Exons: 19
Coding region: 449-4327 (1292 amino acids)
Biological process (GO): regulation of GTPase activity
Source: RefSeq, a predicted model, not a curated record